CUCAAGGAUUGUGGAGGCUUUUGAUACUCCGGCAUAUUAUAUACAUACUUGUACUGAAUCUUGAGUAGGGAGCAUAGUAUGCAUUUCACCGUUCGUUGAACACUUUCAUCUUCAUCAACCAUUCUCAUCAAAACGAAUCGUGAAACCAUGCCGCCAGGCUCUAUCCUAGAUUCCGCCGUGACCAAUGGCCACCCUGCCUCCAAUGGUACCAAUGGGACUAACGGUGCCAAUGGCACCACCAGCACAGAAAACAUACCCGUAACAAGUAUCCUCGUCGACUUCGUCGCCAACGCUUCUACCGACUAUCUCACCUCUCCCAUCCGCGACAGACUCAAAGAAUACAUCCUAGACUACAUCGGCGUCUCUCUCGCCGCCAGCCAGUCCUCUGACUCAACUCAACCUAUCCUCACCGCGAUCAAAACCCUCGGCGGCACCACCGGAGGGUCAAGCACAGUCCUAGGACUGGGCAAAUCCUUCACACCCCAAUACGCAGGUCUGUUGAAUGCCGCGCUCGGCCACUCCCUCGACUUCGACGACACAUACGCCAAGGGCACACUCCACGCCGGCGUCACCGCAAUAGCCGCUGGCCUCACUCAAGCUGAGAUCCUUGGAUCCUCGAUUGAUAUGGAUCGCUUCCUCUUAGCAGUUGCAAUUGGCUACGAAAUCACAUGCCGUCUAGGCAAAGAACUCGGCAACGAAGCAUACGCCCGUGGCUUUCAUAACACGAGCACAGCAGGCAUUUUCGGCGCCGUGGCGACUAUCGCCGUGCUCAAAAACCUCCCGGCCACCACUCUAGCCAACGCCUGGGGUCUGGCCGGCAGCAAAGCGGCGGGAUCAAUGCAGUAUCUCGCCAACGGCGCGUGGAAUAAGCGUCUGCACCCUGGCUUCGCAGUGCACGAUGCAUUCGUCUGUGUUGCGCUCGCUGAGGCGGGAGUUCUCGGCGCAAAAGAUAUCCUCGAAGGUCCGAUGGGUUUCUUGCACGCUUAUAGUCCAAAAUCUGACAAAGAUCUGGCGUAUUUGACGUCUGAGUUGGGGCAGAGGUGGGAGUUCCUCGAGACAUCGCUCAAACCAUUCCCCGCGUGCCGCAUGACGCACGGGUUCAUCGAGUACGCUACUACCCUUGGCCGAGAUCGCGGUGUUGGCGCGGAUGGUGUGAAGAGGAUAACCCUGAGCUUGAGUCCCGCGAAUGUAAGUGUCGUGGGGGCACGGAUUGCGAAUAAGAUCCACCCUGAGAAUAUGGUUGACGCGCAGUUCUCGGCGUAUUAUACUACCGCGCAUAGCUUUUUGUAUGGGAGUGAUGCUGCGGUGCGGGCGUAUGAAGAGGACAGAUUGGGGGAUAAGGAGAUAUAUGAGUUGUCGAAUAAGAUUGUGUGUGUUGGUGAUGCUGGUAUCAAGCACUUUGGGAGCAGGAUUGAGGUGGAGUACAGUGAUGGGAAGGUCGAGACGUUGGAUAUUCCGUAUCCGCUGGGCGAGCCGCAGAGGCCGUUUACUAGGGAUAGAGUCGAGAGUAAGUUCUUUGGGUUGGUCACGCCGGUCCUGGGAGAGAAAAGAGCUACGGCGAUACGUGAUGCUGUGGAGGAUAUUGAAAGUCAUACUGUGACAAAACUGUUGGAGAUGUUGUACUAAACUUAGGUAUACUUGAAAACCGGGGUAGAUACCAUGCAGCAUGUUUAAUGCAAAUCCAUGACAGCACC
This is a messenger RNA of Exophiala viscosa, 1694 nucleotides long. Its product is annotated as 2-methylcitrate dehydratase. Gene Ontology annotation, molecular function: lyase activity. The transcript has a single exon. The coding region runs from base 148 to 1626 and encodes 492 amino acids. NCBI's taxonomy places the organism in Eukaryota, Fungi, Ascomycota, Eurotiomycetes, Chaetothyriales, Herpotrichiellaceae. The record is from RefSeq and is a predicted model, not a curated record.